GAUCUUCCAUUGAUGUAACUGGUUACUUUUGAAGGGCCUUGAUGAUAUGGAGGAAUUCGGGUUGGUUCGGCUCGUGAAAAUGGCUGCGGAUUUGUUGAAUGACAAGUUACCGGAGGCAAGGGAAGCAGCGAGAAGUAUCGUGAACUCAGUCUACCAGAAGAUCACAGCGAAAGAAGAAAACAAACAAGAAGAAUGGCAGAAGUUUUGCGAGACCAAUCUGACGCAGCUUAACGCACAAGCCAUGAUGAAGAUCGUCUCUUCCUGAUAAAUCUCUCAUGUAAAACCAGAGUUUUACAUGAUAUGCUUAUGAUAAAUCAUGGUGAUGAAAAACAGGGCGAUGCCCAGUUUUUUUUUUUUUUUUUUUAAAUGAAUGCGGCAUAUAACGUAGGAGUGUAUGCAAGUUGAAUUCUCUCCCCCAACCAAGUUUCUGAACAGGAGGAGAUGCUGAGCUGUCAAAGAUUGCUGACACGACUUUCUGGUUUAACCAACCUGAUCAAGAAACAAGAUUGCCUGCUGACUUUAUGAAGUCACCAUCUCUGAGAAAUCUGAAAAGUUGACAUAACGGCUGAAAACACAGAAUUCCAAGAAGACGGGGGCUGCUUCUCCAAGAAGAAGAAGAAGAGGAGGAGGAGGAGGGGGGGAGCUAGGGCUUUGAGUUAGGUCGUGUUUCUUGUUGUCUGGGCCAAGAUUCACAACAAGGAGCAAUGUCUUUGAAGAUUCCAAGUGAUUUGGAAGAGGAAAUACUCUCGAGGGUUCCCACCAAAUUUCUGUCACGACUCAGAUUCGUUUGCAAACAAUGGAACUCUCUGUUCCACGACCUGAUAUUCAUCGAGAAGCACUUGUCCAAUCAUGCCUCCCCCCAAGAGUUCAUGUUAUGGCAUCCCCGUUCGUUUUAUUCCAAGUUGAUCAAUGUUGAGAUACACCUUAACAGCGACAACAUUGCUCUUUCAUCUCUCAAGUACCAUGAUCUUACCUCAAGAAUUCCUCCUUCAAAUGGUCGGAAAAUAUGUCGGAUAAUUCACUCUGAUGGGUUGCUGCUAUAUGUCACGAACCAUGGCCUCGAAGUUUCAAACCCAUUUCUGAAGCAGGAGAGAUCUAUCCAGACGGUAAAUCAUUAUGCUUUUAAGGGAAAAGAAUCCGCUCUAGUUCACUGCAGUUCUACAUACAGUCUUGGAUACUGCAACAAACUCAGCAAUGGUUACAAAAUCUUAAGGUUGCAUCCUCGAUGUCUAUUUUCAGGUCCAAGAGCUGAAAUCUUCGAGUUUACAUUGGGUAAAUGGAGGGUUCUUGAUGUUUCUUUCUUCGACUGGUUUCCUGCAUGUCUGGGACUCGCUGUAUCAUUCAAGGGAAAUUCCUAUGUGAUUGCCGUGAGGAAAGAUACACUACAAGGAUUCAUCCAAAGUUUCAACUUCGCAACAGAGAGAUUCAAGCCCUUCUCUAACCUACCCUUUAACUAUGUUUAUCCAGAUUACUUGUGCAUGUCGGUUUUAGGAGGAGACCGGCUCUCGGUGUUAGAGCAGUGCAUUGCAAAGAAAAUCAGGAUUUGGGUAACGAAUAAGAUUGGAAAUGGGAUCGAGAUAUCGUGGAGCAAGUUCAUGACUGUUAACUUAGAUUUGUAUUUCAUGGACCUGAAUUUCUUCGUUGAAGAGAACAAGAGGAAGACGCUAGUUCUAUACACUGAAGACAUAAUGGCACAGUCCAUUUACAUUUUCGAAGAGGGUGGCAGGUUCAUAAGGUUGGAUGGACGUCAUAAUUGGCAUCAUUCAAGCAAUUAUGUUCCGAGUUUGGUUCCAAUUCCCUGAAGCAACAAAAGCAAACGUCGGUUUCCAUUGAUGAAGAAUACAGAGCUAUACAUCAGUUGUUUUGUUCCUUUUUUCAUGUCCUAAUAACAAUGUUCUGUCAUGACAUCAAAUCUCUGGAAGAUAUUUUCCAAUGUUCUGUUUC
Molecule: messenger RNA, 1944 nt
Organism: Tarenaya hassleriana
Lineage: Eukaryota; Viridiplantae; Streptophyta; Magnoliopsida; Brassicales; Cleomaceae
Product: putative F-box protein At3g16590
Exons: 1
Coding region: 705-1802 (365 amino acids)
Biological process (GO): SCF-dependent proteasomal ubiquitin-dependent protein catabolic process
Molecular function (GO): protein binding; ubiquitin-protein transferase activity
Source: RefSeq, a predicted model, not a curated record